AGAUCUGUUGGUGGGAUCAUCACGCAGCUUCUUUACAUUUCAAGCCUUUCGUACCAAAAAGAGAAAAAAAAAAGGAAUGGGGUUUUGCAUGAAUAGAAAAUGAAGUAAAUUUCCUUGGAUCCAUCAUCGACCUCCACUCGAUGAUUUGAUAUCCUCUACAUAUAUGCAUAUAAUACGUGGAUGCAUUUUCUUGGACUGAUUUUGACCCUACCGAUUCUUGUUGGAUCCAGGCGUGGAUUCCAAAACAAGAACAGAAAUUGACCCCAAUCUUCAUAUGGAUAAUACCUCUUCUUGUUAAGAUCUUGAGGUUUUUGGACUCUCUGUCGAAGAUGAUGGAGAUGGUGUGAUCUUGGAUCUGAAAUUUCUAAUUCAAGAACCCUGAUUUUUUUGGAAGAGGUAACUAAAUUCACUGUUGUCUUAAUUGGUGGAAUCUUUUUUCACAUAGAUCGGCAGAUCUGUGAAGUAGGGCUUUGAGAUUUUUUGUUCUCUUCUGUGACUGUUGGAUCUUGGGCUUAUUAAGGAGCCACCUGAGAAAAGAUCACAUUUUUACCCCCAAAUUAUCUGAAAGGAGAGAAAACCCAGGUUAAUUGCAGUGGUAUAAGGCUCUAGUUUGAGUUUUCUGUUCUUCCUGGGAGAGCUUUCCGUUCGUAAAAAUGCAUGCCAGGCAUCGAGGUCCAGUGACAGCUUACAAUAGGUCUAAUUCAAUGAGGAUGGUAGGUGGGGGCCAUGUCCCCGCAUCGUUGCGAAUUUCACCUGAAGGAUCCAUUAGAGGCCAUCAUGAAAUGUACAGCUCUGAGUACAGGAACUAUAACCGUGAUGGGUUUGGGCAUGUUCAGCCGAAGCACUUUCCUAUGCGGGACCCUUCACCCCGGAGAAGUGAUGUGUUCAUGGAGGCUGGUCGAAUGGCAGCCGAAUAUUUGGUAAGCAAAGGGUUGCUGCCACAAAGUGUACUGUUGGGGAAGGGGCAGAGUGGUAACUUGAGGAAUUACAACCCCGGUUUUCGGUCUCAAGAAGGAGGUGAUAUGCAGCCGCUGCCUGUUGGGCCUUUGGCGAGCCGACCAUCAGCUCUUUCUCGCCUGGGGAAUCACGUACCUGAUAUAGUGCCAGGGAGGAAGAGGUAUUCUGAUGAUUAUGGUGCAGCUGGCCCUAACAAGGGUCAGUUUAGAGGCAGGAGAAGAAAUGGCUAUUUUAAGGAUUCUGAUUGGAACCGUGACACGGGAAGAAGCGGGUCAUAUUCUAAAAGAUCAAGGGCUUCGUCUCCUGAGACAGAUGAUCGCCGUGUUGAUUCCUCGGUGCAUCAAGAUUUAAAGAAAAUUGCUAAAGAAGGAUCAGCCAAAACAAUUCCGGAAACAGGUUCUGAUGCGAAUGCGGCCUGUGAUUCUGAGUUAGCCUUAGAAAAACACAACUCUGUGGGCGAUAAAGCUUCGAAGGAAAGUUCUUCUAGUAGUCGGAAGGAUCUUCCACCAAAGGACGAAGCUGAGGAUGUUCAGAUGUCUGCCAACAUGGAAACAUCCACUAGUGAAGUUGGGGAAAGUAAGAGUGGCAAUGAUAAUGGUGGCACGGACUCCCAUGUUGAGUUGCGUGUGGAAGAAGGGACACCUACAAGCAAGAAAGGCACUGACUUGCUUAGCCUCUGCAGAUUUGAGAAUGUUCCUAGGAGAACCCGUUCUUCGUUGACAGUUAGACGUUCAAAGGUUAUCUGUGAUGCUGCUGUCACAGUAGAGGAGGAGAAGGAUACCAAUGAGUGUGUACAACCUAAGGAAUUUGAAGAAAUCCCAUUGAAUGAUUCAUUUAAUCAAAACUGCGACACUAAAUCCCCUUGUUAUGGCAAUCUAAGUGUGACACCUCCUGAAGAAAGGAAUGCUUCUGUUCAUCCUGUUGAAGAAGACCGUACGAGUUCAGUAUCUUUCACAGAUGACACUAUUAUGGAAGUUCCUGAAAAAAUUCAAGAACUAGAGGAAGAAAAUGAGCAGGAGCAAAAUAUGAAACCUCUAGAAUUGACUUUACCAGAUGAUGUUCGGUCAGAUUGUUUCUUUUACCAUUCUGGUUUAGAGGAAAAGGAAAAGCUGCAGAAUUUGCACGACCCAAAUGGUAACAUCAUGCAAACUGAUGACUUUGAAGAAAAACAACUCUUCCCAAGUGCAUUCAAGACUUGUGACUUAAAUCUUAUGGAGGCUGCUGAUGUGAAUGAGAAUCAUGAUGUUGACACCGAUCUCAUUUUUCCGUCUAUUAUUGGAAGUCGAAAAGAACCUCUGCCUAUUGAUUUGUCAAUGAAUAAUAACUGUGGCAUACCGGACAAAUAUAACAAUUGUGGGUUCGAUGGAAAAUACGUCGAAGUGAUUGAUCUGGAAAACGAUUCUGAACAAGAGGGCAAGCCAUUCGAUGAUCAACUGGGGAGUUCCUUAACAGAACUAACAAGCCGCGACGGAUAUGCAAAUAACAAUGCGAACAGUGUGAAUGAGAUUGCCGAUGUUCAUGAUGGCUAUGGACUGAUGUUAUCGGAGCUACUUGGGAAUGAUAUUCCAAACUGCUCCUCUGUACCAGGUGGAGAUGAUAUGAGUGUUCUACACAAUGAUAUGGGACUUCAUAAUGGAGAGGGACUUCUUGGCGACGACGAUUCAAUCUAUAUGUCACUUGGAGAAAUACCCAUGAGCUUCCCGUGGGAACAACCACCUCAAGAAUACCGGAGGCCGUUUUAAACCACCCUGUGUAUCAUAUCAUAUCAUAUCAUAUUGAGGUUUAGCUGAUCAAUAAUACUCCUAUUAGUUGUGUACCAAUACUAGUACUACUACCAUGGAGAGAACCUUUGUAUCUAGGUUCUCUAACCUUGUAUCAGUUGCUGUUUUAUAUAUCCUUUAUCAGUUGCAGUGCCUGUUUACCCACUCACAUCACAUGAUUGCUGUAUUCACUUCACAUAUAUAUAUAUUUUUCUUAUGUAUCAUUUCUUUGGUUGUGCUCUUCACUUAUGGGUUAUUUGCCAACCAUGUUAGUCUUUUUUUGUCAAGAAAAGUUGGCAUGAAAU
Messenger RNA from Cuscuta campestris, 3022 nucleotides. The record is from the annotation of a GenBank genome assembly. Lineage: Eukaryota; Viridiplantae; Streptophyta; Magnoliopsida; Solanales; Convolvulaceae.